CACCUUCUGCCUCACUUAACCACCUUCUGUCAUCUUUCUCAAAUAGUUUCUCCAUAAUGGCUAAGAAAACCAGUUCAGUUCUCCUUGCUCAGCUUUUCAUAGUCAUUAUCUUGCUUGCAAUAGCUGGUCAAGCUUUUGCUGGACGUCAUGUCUCAAACUCCAAGAAUGUUGAUAUGAAACAGCCUGAGUGGUUGAUUUCAGAUGGCAGUGUGCUCAUUCCUGGCAUUGGGCGGGUGACAUUGCCACCAUUUUAUAAACAAUUGCCUUUUGAUCCAUACAUUACACCCAUUGGCAACAGUGGAAACAAUAUUCCAGGGGUUGAGGCCCCAAAUCCUGGCCCUGGUGGCAGUCCAGCACCAAACCAUCUAUAAAUAUACUUGGUCGUUAAACUUCCGGGAACUAAGUGUGCUAGAAGCAUGUAUUCGAGUCUAUUGUGCUCCCUAAGAUAAAUAAAUAUGCACGUGUUGGAGUCUGCCAUUGUAAUGAUGUAUGUCCCUUGUGUUUCCUUAUCUAUGCAGUAACAUUUGUAAUUCCAAGUCAUUUGUAAUCCAGUUGGCAUGCUUGGGUUGCAUGGUAUUUGUUAAAAAAAAUAAGAGAGGUUUAUUUUGGUAAUGUUA
Messenger RNA from Quercus robur (English oak), 617 nucleotides. Its product is annotated as putative cell wall protein. The transcript has a single exon. NCBI's taxonomy places the organism in Eukaryota, Viridiplantae, Streptophyta, Magnoliopsida, Fagales, Fagaceae. The record is from RefSeq and is a predicted model, not a curated record. Bases 57 to 371 code for a protein of 104 amino acids.